AUAUAUAGGCUGUUUAUAGUUUCUCUGUCAUCCAAUUUGGCCGGCCUUUAGCGCGUUAACGCGUAUACUUGUUUUGUAAUAGUAAUUGUGGGUGACCACUAUAUAUAACUCUUCCUUACCUUCCCCUUCCUCAGCAGGUGCAGAAAAAAUAAACGCAUCUGUUCUUCAUCUGUUUCAUCCAUCCAUCAUCGGCUCCGAUCCAUCCACCACCCCUAAAAACAUCCCAUCAUCCAUCACCCACUCUCAAAACCAAAAAAACAAUCCCACCCAGAACACCUUUUUUUUUUUUUCUCUCUCUCUCUCUCUCUCUACAAAUCUGUCAGAAAAAAAGUUGGGGCCAAAGUGUGGUGUGGUACAGACAACAAGAAAUUGAAAGAAAAUAAUGCCUUCGUUGGAGGAACAGUUGUUUCCGUCAACGCCCGGUAAGAUUAAAAUAGACAGACCACACCCCAUGAAUCGUCAUGUCCACCGAUGUUUCGCCUCCACCAGCACCAUGUUCCUCUGGGCUCUCUUCUUGAUCGCCCUCACCGCCUCCUAUCUCAGUUUCCAGAGCUUCGUCGAUUCCGGUAGCCGCUACUUCACCUCCUCCUGGGGAGGAUCCCAAUGGGAGAAGCAGGUCCGCAAGUCCGCCGACACCCGCCGCUCCGGCGGUAUGUCCGUACUCGUCACCGGCGCUGCCGGUUUCGUUGGCAGCCACGUCUCCCUCGCCCUCAAGAAGCGGGGAGACGGCGUUGUUGGCCUCGACAACUUCAACAACUAUUACGACCCUUCCUUGAAAAAAUCCCGAAAAAAGCUUCUCAAUUCCAACCAUAUCUUCAUUGUCGAUGGUGAUCUCAACGACGCGCGUCUUUUAGCCAAGCUCUUCGAACUCGUGUCUUUUUCUCACGUGAUGCACUUGGCCGCGCAGGCGGGUGUGCGAUAUGCCAUGGAGAACCCAAACUCCUACAUCCACAGCAACAUUGCCGGCCUUGUUACCCUUCUCGAGACUUGCAAGUCCGCCAACCCACAACCCGCAAUCGUUUGGGCCUCUUCCAGUUCUGUUUACGGGUUGAACGAAAAGGUUCCAUUUUCUGAAUCGGAUCGGACCGACCAACCCGCGUCCCUCUACGCAGCCACCAAGAAGGCCGGUGAGGAAAUCACCCACACGUAUAAUCAUAUUUACGGGUUGUCAAUUACCGGGUUGAGAUUCUUCACUGUUUACGGCCCCUGGGGAAGACCCGACAUGGCCUACUUCUCCUUUACCAAGAACAUUUUGGAGGGUAAGCAAAUUACGGUAUACAGGGGAAAGAACCGGGUUGAUUUGGCCCGGGACUUUACAUACAUUGAUGAUAUUGUGAAGGGGUGUGUCCGGUCGUUGGAUACGGCGGCUAAGAGUACCGGUUCGGGUGGGAAGAAGAGGGGACCCGCACCGUACAGGAUUUACAAUCUGGGUAAUACGUCGCCGGUGACUGUACCCACCCUUGUCAGUAUUCUGGAGAAGCACUUGAAGGUUAAGGCGAAGAAGAAAAUAGUGGACAUGCCCGGUAACGGAGACGUCCCCUUCACCCAUGCCAACAUAAGUUUGGCCCGGAGAGAGCUUGGGUACAAACCCACUACCGAUUUACAAACCGGGUUGAAGAAGUUUGUUAGGUGGUAUGUAUCCUAUUAUGGUAACCCUCGUGGCAAGCCUGUGCAUUAGUUUUUUCCUUUUUUCUUUUUUUUCUGUUUUUUUUUUUUUUGUCUAUGAAACUUUUCUUUCUUUCUUUUUCCUGUUUCUAGAUUUUCUUAUUUUCCCGGGAAAAUGAAUAGAAAAUUGGAAAACAAAUUCUAACGAAGAAAAGGGAGGGAAAAAAAAAAAACAAUUCUUUUUUCUUCUUGGGGAUGAGGGGAAGUAGAGAUUUAUCCUCUGUUAGAGUUUUGUUGUUUCCUUCUUUAUUGUAAAGGAUAAGAAGUUCCUCCUAA
Messenger RNA from Cornus florida, 1941 nucleotides. RefSeq names its product UDP-glucuronate 4-epimerase 1. The coding region runs from base 383 to 1678 and encodes 431 amino acids. The record is from RefSeq and is a predicted model, not a curated record. Lineage: Eukaryota; Viridiplantae; Streptophyta; Magnoliopsida; Cornales; Cornaceae. The transcript has a single exon.